AGGGAUGAGAAAUUUUUUGAGAAAGAGACAUUUUAGAGAGAGGAAAGAGAUGAGAGAGAAACAUGGAGUCUAAGACAGCUGGGUUGAUGGAUUUGGAUUCUCAUUAAAAAAAAGAAAAGCUCCAUUUCUGAGGCCUCUUCUCUCAACCCUUCAUUCUGAAUCCCCAUUUGCUGGGUCGUCACAGAUACUCUCAACUCUCACAAAUUCAAACGCACAGAUUUCUCCCUCUCCAAACGACAUCGUAUCACUCAUCGGAAUUUGCCUCGCGCAAGGUACUACCUGAAUCUAAAAAUAGUUGGUCAAGCAUUCUACGGUUCAGACGGAAUACUGAUAUGAGACUUGAAUCGGGGACUUGUAAUGUGUGCUCAGCUCCUUGUUCAUCUUGCAUGCAUCUUAACCAUGGUCUCAUGGGCUCAAAGGCUGAAGAGUUUUCCGAUGAAAACUGUCGCUUAGGAGAAGCUAAUAAUCAGUAUUCUAUGGAUGAGGGUAAUGGUUAUUCUCUGAGGAGCAGAGCUUGUGAAAGCUCACAGCAUGCUGUCAGUGAAGCCAGUAAUAUGCGGAGUGUUAAUUCAAGUCAUGAUUCUCUAUCUGAAAAUGCUGAGAGCAGACAAAUACUGUCGAGUAAGUAUCAGGAUUCCAAGUAUUUAGAAGGUCAUGAUGACAACACUUCUUGUAUUAGUAGAGCCAGUGAUACUAAUUUAGUGAAUGAUAGCCAUCAAAGGAAUGCGGAUAGAAUAAAUAAAUCCUGUAGUUCAGCUUCAGUUAGUCAAAUAGGGGCAGAAGGAUCUGGAAGUGCUCCAUCAGUAGACACUAGCCAUAGUUCACCUAAUGUACAAAAGUUAUGUGAGCAAUCUUGUUGUGGUAAAUCUCUCUCUGGUAAUCCAAACUUAAUGCAUGUGGGAAGGGAUUUGUGUUCUCAUAUCCCAGAAAAGUUGUCAGAAUGUUCUAUUGAGAAUUCUAGUUCGUCAUUGACCAAAGAGAGGGAGCCUAUUGUUCUGGCUGGUGAGAAAAUUAUUGUGGAGAAGGAUGGCCUUAAUGAGAGUACUUCUGAGAUUUUACUAAAAGUAUGUCCAAAGUCAGAAGCAGAUAGUGAUGCCUGUGAUGCGAACGAUGAAGGUCCUAAGUGUUCAGUCCUUGAUGAACAGCAUAAGAAAGAUGAAGAACUGGUGAAAUCACAUGGUGAGCAGGAACCUCAAUCUGAAGAUGAGAGUGAUGAAUCAGAUGUUGUGGAACAUGAUGUAAAAGUGUGUGACAUCUGUGGAGAUGCUGGUCGUGAGGAUCUACUUGCCAUAUGUAGUAGGUGCAGUGAUGGCGCAGAGCACACCUACUGCAUGCGAGAAAUGCUUCAGAAAGUCCCUGAAGGGGAUUGGUUGUGUGAAGAAUGCAAAGAUGCAGAAGAGAAUGAAAAUAAAAAACUGGAUAUUGAAGAAAAGAAAAUUGUUGAAGUUAGUUCAACCUCACAAGUUUCUGGCAAGAGAGUUUCUGAUAACAUUGAAGUAGCUCCAGUAGCAAAAAGGCAAGGUCUUGAAUCAAGCACAGGAUCACCAAAGAUUUCGAGCCCGAAGAUAUCAGUUCCACCAUCACGAGAAUCUUCAUUUAAGAUCUUAGAUAAAUUUAAAGUGAAGCCUGGUCUUCAGAUGCCAAUUCGUAACCACUCUGGUGGUAAUGAUACAGAGAGUGCUCGUUCUCCUUCCAUUGGCCCCCGCAGUCAAAUUUCAAAGAGUAUGUUGCUGAAGUCUAAUUCAUUCAACAACCUAGAUUCCAAGCCAAGGGUCAAACUUGUUGAUGAAGAUGUUCCCCAAAAAUCAAAAGGGAGUAAGGAACAUACUUCAAAAAAUGUGGAGACACCUGCUCAGAUGACAAGCAAAUCAACAUUAUUCAAAUCCUCUAGUUUGGGCCGAUCAACUGCAGAGGAAUCAAAAGUUAAAAUGCUUUCACCCAAGUCUGUAACUACUAAGGAUUUUAAAAUAUCUAGACAUUUAAAAGAAUCAGGUGCAUUUGACAUGAAAUAUCUGUCUCGGAUUGAUCGUCCUGUGGCUACUUCUGUUGCUUCUACUGCUAAGGGUGAUCAAAAGCUUACACCUUGUGGUGAAACCUCUAAACCUUCAGCAGUUAAUAACAGUCGAGAGUUGAAGGUUAACCAGGAUGGAAAAUUCAGUGCAUUAUCAAAGUCUAUAAGAAAUAUAGGCCGCAAAAGUUCGGAGCCUGAAGUUAGUUCAGAGAGAACAUCAACCCGUAUUGAUGAAGCUCUACAGGAUGUGUUGCCUCGAUCACGAGAGACAACAAAUCAGGUUGAGAAAACCAGAGAUAUUUCCAGUGAUCGUGUAAGCCUAGUAGUUUCUGCUUCUUCAAAAAAUCCAUUCUGUCCAAACUGUAAGGAAUUUGGCCAUCCUUUGGAAUGUUGCAUGGCUGGUACUGCCCAGGAAUCUGGUGCUGAAAUAUCUGUCACUACCUCAAAUAGUUCAAAAGUGGAGAUGCAUAAAGGCAAUAAGUUGAAAGAUGCAAUCCAGGCUGCUUUACUUAGAAGGCCUGAAAUUUGCAAGAAGAAAGAAGUAUCUAAUCAAACUGACGAAGUUUCUGCAUUGGGCACAGAGUUGAAUUGUGAAGUGACUUCAAAUGUCCAAGUGUUGGUUUCCAGCACACCAAAGAACGGUAUAUCUGCUGAUGAAACCCACGAACAACAGGAAAUCCUUGAGAAUUAUUCAUUGGAUUCUUUGAAAUGUUCAUCUGCCAACAAUUUGAAGCAACAAAACUAUUGUCCAACUGACUUUCGUUCCCAUCCAGGAAAGUCAGAUGCCAUUGGUCUUACUGCUGGAAAGCUUGUUGUGAGAGACUUGUCUAAUAAAGCCAUUACGAUCUCAACUGUUCCUCUGAAGAUGUUGGCCUUUCCUGAUUAUGAAUACAUCUGGCAGGGUGUCUUUGAAGUUCAUAGAAAUGGAAAGCCUCCUGACUUAUGUACAGGUGUUCAGGCACAUUUAUCCUCUUGUGCUUCUCCCAAGGUUCGUGAGGUAGUGAGCAGUUUUCUACCCCAAGUUCCCCUCAAUGAAGUUUCUCGCUUAAGCACGUGGCCUUCUCAAUUUCAUCAUGGCGGUGCUAGAGAAGAUAAUAUUGCACUUUACUUCUUUGCCCAGGAUAUUGAAAGUUAUGAGAGACACUACAAGGGUCUAUUGGAUCACAUGAUUAGAAAUGAUUUAGCACUUAAAGGAAUAUUUGAUGGUGUUGAACUUCUCAUAUUCCCGUCCAAUCUGCUUCCUGAAAACUCACAAUGCUGGAAUAUGUUGUUUUACUUAUGGGGCAUAUUUAGAGGGAGGAGGAUUAUUCAUUCAGAUUCUGCAAAAAAGACUUGUAUUCCCAGUUUGAGUGCGCUACCAGUUGAGGUGAAUUCUUCAGCUGUUGUGACUUCGCCUGAAACCCUUUGUUCACCAAAAUGUAUGCAUGAAGAAUCAAUUGAUUGUGAUAAAGCGUGCAAUGCAGUUCUCCCAUCCACAUCCAUAGACCAACAUCAGAUUGCUGCAAGUAGGAAUAUUGAUGUCAAUCACCAGACACAUCUGCAUUCACAAGAAAACUUAGGGAAGCUAGAUGGUAGUAUUGACUCGAAAUCUACAUCAAGGGUUCCAAGAAACAGUUCUCUGUUAUGUCAAGAAAUGAAAUCCGCUGGUUCAUCCCUGAAAGCUGGUGAACUUGAACAUGGAAAAUAUAGAGUAUCUAAACCUUCUGAUGCAAUGGGAACAAGUGUAAGGAGUAGGAUUGUGGAAGCAAAAACUGAUUCUGAUAUUACUGGCAAGCAAGAGAAUGGUUUGUAUUCAUUGAUUCCUUUUGAAAAAGUUGCUGCGAGCAUUGAUAGGAAAGAAAUUUUUUUGCAUGGAAUAAAGGGUGAUGAAGAUGAGCAAAGCUCUAAGAGGAAACAAAAGGAGGAUUUUCACAAUGUUGAUUUGGAGGCAAACAUUGACAAUAAUCAAGAAACAGAUGCUGCAAGCAAUUUUAGAAAGGAUAGGGGUUCAAAAUCAAUGAUUAGCAACGUUGAAGAUCAACAAAGGCCCAAGAGGAAACAGAAAGAUGAACGCUAUAUUGACUUGGAGGCAAAUAUUGAAAAUCAAGAAACAUGUGGAGCAACCUAUAUUAGUAUGGAUAAAAGUUCAGAAAAAAUUGACAGUGAUGAAGACCAGCGACUGCUUAAGAGGAAACAAAAAGACAAUGAUCAUCACUACAUUAACUUGGAGGCAGCUUUUCAGGAUGAGCUGUGUGAAGGGAACUGUCAACUACCUAAUGAUAGAGAAGUUCAGAAUGUAGAUUUUUCUGACACAAUUAUGGGGCCUUCAGUAGUCAGUUGUCAGAAAAUGCCUUGGAAUGAGGGAAAUGGAAAGUUAGAAGAUGGAGAAAGUUCUAGUAAGAAGCUAAAGACAGGUUUCAGUAGGAUUUAUGAAUCUUGCAGUUCUAGAGGUGGAAGCUCCUUUAGUGACAGUUUUACAUCUCUUAGAAAUGACCUUGGUUCUUCAUCUUCAGUCAAGGACAAAGGAUGUGAAGAAGCUUGUGAUGAGAAAAUCAUUCAUGAAGACUUGGGAACAAUGGAAAGAACCUUCUUUCCCGUUGAUACACACAAUAUUAGUGACGCCCAAUCGGUGCUGAAUAGCAUGUCAAUGAAAGGCCUUCGUGAGUCUGAGGAACAAUUUCAAGAUGUGAUUCCCAAUCUAGAACUUGCUUUAGGGGGCAAAACAAAACCACUGCUGGCGACACCACCACCUGCUCCUAAGGGUAUGCUGCCUUUCUUAGUUGGGGCAGUAGACAGGAAAAAUAACCAUCCAAAUGGCUUAGGAGAUGGGCAGGAGGAUGAUGCUGUUGCUGCAUCUCUUUCACUUUCUCUAUCCUUUCCAUCUUCAAACAAGGAACACAAAAAAGCUGCUUCAAAAGCUGAGCUUUUACCUGAGGGACACCCCGUGAACACCUCGUUGCUCCUUUUUGGAAGAUUCCCUGACAAAUAAAUUUGCUCGAUGCUUUAUGUUUCCAAUCUUGUAAAUUAUGUUGUUCUGGAUUGUCCAAUGUCCAUCCUGUAUGAUAGAUAAGCUUCCAGUCCCUAUACAAAGGAGCCAUUGUCCCCAACAAGAGUCAAUUUUUUUAGUCCUUUUAGAACUUUGUUAUAUACAUGUUUUACGUUAGCUUUUUUGUUUUCAGAAUGCAGAGUUCCGGCUGUUUGUAUAUAGAGAGAAUUUAAGCCGGUAUAAUUUCAAAAAUGUUACUAUGAACUUGCGGAUGAC
Molecule: messenger RNA, 5252 nt
Organism: Abrus precatorius (Indian licorice)
Lineage: Eukaryota; Viridiplantae; Streptophyta; Magnoliopsida; Fabales; Fabaceae
Exons: 12
Coding region: 333-4979 (1548 amino acids)
Source: RefSeq, a predicted model, not a curated record